Molecule: messenger RNA, 1608 nt
Organism: Phyllopteryx taeniolatus (common seadragon)
Lineage: Eukaryota; Metazoa; Chordata; Actinopteri; Syngnathiformes; Syngnathidae
Product: ninjurin-2-like
Exons: 4
Coding region: 133-600 (155 amino acids)
Biological process (GO): cell adhesion; tissue regeneration
Cellular component (GO): membrane
Source: RefSeq, a predicted model, not a curated record
AACUGGGAUGAUGUGAAUAAGCUGUUUGUUUGUGCCUCUGUGUUUUCUCCAGCUUGCCGCAAUUUCCUCUCAUAAGGACCUCUGCCAUCGUUGUAUUUUCAGUGUGCGUACUUGUCCGCGACAGGCCGCAUUAUGCAAGGACUCGGAAAGACAGAGCGCGCCGACCAAGGCCGAGACAUGGACCUAACGUCGCUGAGAUCCACCAUGCCGGCCGGCGGUCCCCUGCAGGGUAGCUCGGCCUCUAACCUGAACAUGAACCUGUAUGCCACCAAGAAGACUGCGGCCGAGGGCAUGCUGGACAUCGCUCUCUUCCUGGCCAACAUCACGCACAUGAAGACGGUCAUCGAGCAGGGGGCGGGAUACAGGUACUACGCAGCCGUCCUGACUCUCAUCUCCUUCUCGCUGGCACUUCAGAUCGUCGCCGGGAUCUUGAUCAUUAUCAUUGCUCGGCGAGACCUCAACGACGAGGCCAACCACAAGCGUCUGGACAGCCUCAACAACAGCGCCACCGUCGUCAUCUUCCUCGUCUUCGUCACCAACAUCUUCAUCUCAGUCUUUGGGAUGGAGCGCACAGGGCUCUUUGCCAGGAUGCACUUUUAACCCCCCAGAGAUACACGUUUUGGGAGCAAAUCUAAUGCACUAAUCACUAUUAAUGCUACGGUGGCAUUGUUUUUAGUUUGACAAGACUGUACCAACAGACCAGUGAUUCUCAAAGUGUGGUACCUCUAGUGGUACCCCGGCUUCCUCUGGUGGUGUGUGAAGAAUCAUUGAAUUAAAUGUGACAGCUUUGUACUUUGAAUUACAAUGCAUUUGCAUUUCAUCUUUAGAACACUAUGUUUUCAAACAUUUAUUGAGGGCAUUUUUUAUUUCAACCUACCGGUGUGUGCAACACAGUGGUGCCUUGAGAUAGCAGUUUAAUUCCACCACGCUCGUAACCUCAAAACACUCAUAUCUCAAAUCAUCUUUCCCCAUUGAAAUAUAUGGAAACGACUUUGAUCUGUUUCAGCCUCCCCCAAAAAUAACAGAAAUCUUGUAAUGUGUUUCAAUAAGAAAAAGCACACUAUAAUAUAAUACUUAAUAAAAACAUACAGUCAUGACAAAUAAAAUGCAAACAAACAGUUUUUGCAACAUUUUUUGCUUCAAUUCAAUGGACAUUAUGCCGUUCCUUUUGGUGUGUGCGCCUUGGUCACCUGGGGGCAGUAUCAUACAGACAAACACAUUGACACGGUCAUAGCUGGAGUUAGCUGCAGGAAUAUUUGUCAUUCCUCGCAAAGGAUAAAGAAUAUAUGCCUGUGAGUAUUGCUAUAUUUUCUGCCUACAUGUCUUGCUCCACCGUUUGUGUUCAAACGUUACAUCACUUUUUUGUUUUGCUUGCGAGUCAAAGCAAAAUAUAAUUCGAACAACGGCUAAUAUCUUGAAAAACUCAUUUCGGGUCAGUUGUAUCUCAAGGCACCACUGUACAUUUUAAUUUAAUCAACAAAUUAAGUACAGUUUUCUAUUUUCCGAUAUUUAAGCGCAGGGGUAAUGUUCAAAUUAGGCACAGUGUGUUACAGAAGCUUAUCGUAAUAUCAAAUAUACUUUUAAGAAUAAACUCCUUUUUGAUGAACA